AUGGCAGUUUCUGAACACCUGGCUAAAGCUGUCGUUAAUGCUAUCGACAAACAGCUGAACAAUUGCACGUAUCAUGACGUCACCGUGACGGUUGAAGGCACAGAAUUCCAAUGCCACAGAUUUCUACUGAGUGCCAGCUCCGAUUUUUUCAGGGCGCUCUUCCAGUCUGGGAUGCGGGAGAAUCAGGACAGGAAGGUGGAGCUGAAACAGAUGACGUCAGAGACGUUUGGUCUGGUGCUGGACUGUAUUUACAAAGCUAAAAAUGUUCUCUCGGUGGACAAUGUAUCUGAUGUAUGGCAGGCGGCCAAUCAGCUCCAGAUAGACUUCCUGCUGGAGGCCUGCGAACUCUUUCAGAUGAAAAGACUGUCCAAAGACAGCUACGUGAAACGGCUUGUCGCAAGUGACGACUUGGAAAUUAGUUCUGAAGAUGUUGUCAUUGAUCUAAUCUUAAGGUGGGUAGAAUUUGAUCCACAAUCAGACGAAAGCAAAGUUACGGAUCUCUUUGAACACGAAUCAAAAGAUCGAGCAAAAUUUAUUUUAAUCGCUGCAUCUAACGAAAUGGAAAAUGAAACAAAAGAAAACGACAAAAGACAAAGGCUCGAAAAAUGCAUCAAACCCACCAAGCCUCAGAUUGAAGAUGAAGCCAAAGAUUGUUUAACACCUGUGGUAGAUGUAGGCAGUUCACGGCGUCACAGACAAGCAUUUCUCCCAGAGCUUCUGUCGACAGCAAAAAUUCUUCUGGUAAGUGGCGCAUGUUUCCAGAAACUUUUGGAAAGUGAGACUAUAUCACAAAGUUCUGAUGUUUUUGCUAUUGUGAAAGAAGCGCACGAUCACUAUUUAAAGCCCAGCAAACCGUUUUAUUACUAUCCUUCCCAAGCCACUCAUAGAGCUAAGAGUUUAUUGGCAAAUGUGGUUAUCACAGUCGCUAACCUAUAUGAAUAUUUCCCUAAGAUGUCUUGUAGAACCAACGACGGCACAUGGUACGAACUACAACCGCCACAAUUUAAAUGUACGGCUGUAGGGUUUGAGGGGUGUAUAUAUGUCAUGUCUACUUCCAUUAACCAAAACAAUGCAAUUAGAUACAACCCAAACACGAACACCUGGACUAACUUUGUGUGCCUGAACCCAGUAAGAAACAACUGUCAACUAGUAGGUCUAGACAACUACAUCUAUGCCAUAGGGGGCGACAACUCUACUUCUAUUGACAGGUUCAAUGCUAAAGACGAGCAACAAAAACCAGGUUCCGGCAAGUGGGAGAAAGUGGGAGAUCUCAAAAUGGCGGUCACCAACAUGAUGGCUACUACAGUUGGAAACUCUAUCGUUGUGUUCGGGAGUAAUGCGGCCACAAGCACCACAACCACUGUCCAAAGUUUUAACACACACACCUUGACCAGCCACUUCUACACAGACAACAUUCUUGGAGGUGCCAGCAACAUGGUCAGUUUCAAAGACCGCAGCGACACCUAUGUCCUUCAGCAGACAGGCGCCCUGUGGAAGUUGGCUGCCUGCAAUGAUCACAUUCUCAAGAUGGAGUUCUGCACUGUGUUGUUUGAGGAGAAGUUCAAGCUCUCUGCCGCUCUUAUACAAAAUGAAGAGCUCUUACUUCUGGGGACCGAGAUCAAUCCCAUCAUGCACCGAGAAUGGGACACCAGUCACCUUGGCAUGUUUAAAAGGAUAAAAAUAAUUGAGAGACCCGGAUGUUGUCUUUUUAGCACCGUCAUACCUAAGUCGUUUCUUGUAACCAAGGAAACGUAA
Messenger RNA from Physella acuta, 1755 nucleotides. RefSeq names its product kelch-like protein 12. Gene Ontology annotation, molecular function: protein binding. NCBI's taxonomy places the organism in Eukaryota, Metazoa, Mollusca, Gastropoda, Physidae. The record is from RefSeq and is a predicted model, not a curated record.